AUUUUGAAAAGGAAACACCAUUAUGACUAUGUGUUUUUUUAUAUUGAACUUAGAACAUUACGAGAAAUAAAAUACUAAGUAAUUGGCAAAUACGUUAGUAUGGAAAAAAAAAUUAAAAAUUCGUAUAUAAUGUACACGAAUGCAGAAAAAAUGGCUGUCACAUUUGUUGCUGGUGUGAAUAGAAGAAGAAAAAAGAAGGGGAACGGGGCCAAACACCAUUUCUGCCUCGGAAUACCUGUAUCCGGCAUUGUAUACUCGUUCUUAUCUGAAAACAUAAUGUAUUCUUUUAUUUUAAAAGUCCCGUGGACGAAGAGUCCGUGAUUUGUUUGAUGAGUUUACGGUUUGGGCUUAGACACUGCUUUGCUUCUUUCUCAUUUUCUAUGGAGAAAUGAUUUGACGUGUUGUUUACAGUGGAGUGGGAUUUUGAAUAUUUUGUGUAAAAAUUAAGUUUAUAAUCAAAAAUCUAGUCAAAUAAAAGUAAAAUGGAUGUGGCUAAUGAAAAUAAGUCGUUAGAAUCCUUGACUCCUGAAGAAAAAUUUAGGCAAGAACACAUGAAAAUGCACGAGCAGCACAAAGGCCACGACGCGAUGCACGCGGAGAUGGUGCUCAUCCUUCUAGUCACGCUCGUCGUCGCACAGAUCUUCCUCGUUGAGUGGAAGAAACGGCACUACAUCACCUACCAGAUAUGUAGCUUGUUUGGGAUGUGGAUAAUUCCUAUACUAAUGUGCCUGAAGAAUGAAUGGUGGCGUUUCAUUUUCACGUGGCUGGUGUUUUCGUGUAUUACAGCGCUGGUAUUCAGGAAGGCUCUCCAGAAACCGAUAGAAGGAACAACUCCAAGACUAGUGUACAAGUGGUUCUACUUCAUCUACAAGCUGAGCUACGGUCUGGGGAUAAUAGGCUACGUGGUGAUGAUGGCCACGUUCUUUGGCUUCAACAUUCUCUUCGAUGCCAAGCCACACACGUGGAUGGACGUGGGCCUGUUGUUUCUCUUCUACGGGCUCUACUAUGGCGUGCUGGGCAGAGACAUUGCAGAGAUUUGCGCAGAUAAAAUGGCAUCUCACGUAGGGUACUACACAGCGCAAGGCAUGCCAACACGACACCUGGAGAGUGGGGUUUGUGCCGUGUGCGGCAAUAAACUUUUGGUUCAAGAAGAAGAGGAGGGGGUGCUUGAGAACACGUACAAGCUGACCUGUGACCACGUAUUCCACGAGUUUUGUAUUCGAGGAUGGUGCAUAGUCGGCAAGAAGCAGACGUGCCCGUAUUGCAAGGAGAAGGUGGACCUGAAGAAGAUGUUUUGCAAUCCGUGGGAGCGGCCACACGUGCUGUACGGCCAGCUGCUGGACUGGAUACGCUGGCUGGUGGCGUGGCAGCCGCUGAUCCUGUUCCUGGUGCAGUGCAUCAACUGGAUCCUGGGCCUGGAGUGAGCCGCGUCGCCCUCCCUCGGGCCCGGGGCGACUCCCCGCACUCCUGUUUGUUAAGUUUGUUUGAAGAUUAUUGUCGUAAUGACGACCCACGGGUCCCAACCUGUGCGCGAAGCUCGGCACACCUGGUCCCUCGAUCCGUAAAGCUGUGUCCAUUUUGGUCUCGGGCGCCAUCAUUAUUAUUUUUUUUUUUAAUUCGCGUUGCGUGUGUUUUGGCCCGUUGUCAGAAUAUUUGGUGUUUGAUGUCUCCCGAAACAAACACGGGAGCGGAACCCUGGUGGUUCUGGAUUUGCAAAAAAAAAUUUUUUAUUUGUAAGCUACCUCAGUUUGUAUAUCAAAAUGAAAUUUUGAUGAUGAAACUGCUCUGUGCAAUAAAGUUUUUACUGAUUUGAAGAAGAAAA
This is a messenger RNA of Bacillus rossius redtenbacheri, 1822 nucleotides long. RefSeq names its product E3 ubiquitin ligase Rnf121. Gene Ontology annotation, molecular function: metal ion binding; ubiquitin protein ligase activity. Gene Ontology annotation, cellular component: Golgi membrane; endoplasmic reticulum membrane. NCBI's taxonomy places the organism in Eukaryota, Metazoa, Arthropoda, Insecta, Phasmatodea, Bacillidae. Bases 483 to 1424 code for a protein of 313 amino acids. The transcript is spliced from 8 exons. The record is from RefSeq and is a predicted model, not a curated record.